Oryza sativa Japonica Group (Japanese rice) is the source of this 1489-nucleotide messenger RNA. Its product is annotated as peroxidase 27. The record is from RefSeq and is a predicted model, not a curated record. Gene Ontology annotation, biological process: hydrogen peroxide catabolic process; response to oxidative stress. Gene Ontology annotation, cellular component: plasmodesma; plant-type cell wall. NCBI's taxonomy places the organism in Eukaryota, Viridiplantae, Streptophyta, Magnoliopsida, Poales, Poaceae. Gene Ontology annotation, molecular function: heme binding; peroxidase activity.
UGGCAUCCACACAUAUACACACACUCCUCGACUCCUUGGCCCUUUAUAUACAUACACACAGGCACACGUCCCACUCACUCGCUGCCUGCUCAAACACACACACGGCACUCCAUUUUUAACAAGUGUUUUCUCUCUGACAAGCCAGCUGCACUUAAGCAUUGCUAGAGCGCUAAGCUACCUGCAGCGUAGUGUAGUGUAGUGUACUGCCAUGGCAGUGCGCGUGCUUCUUCCUCCUCCUCGCCGGUGGUUCUUGCUUUCUUCUCUGCUGCUGGUGGUGGCGGCGGCUGUUCCCGUCGUCCAUGGAUACGGCGGCGGCGGUGGGCUGACGGUCGGGUUCUACAAGGAGUCGUGCCCGGAGGCGGAGAAGAUAGUGCGCAAGGUGGUGGCGGCGGCUGUCCAUGACGACCCGACCACCACCGCGCCGCUGCUCAGGCUUCACUUCCACGAUUGUUUCGUCAGGGGGUGUGAAGGAUCGGUGCUGAUCAACUCGACCAAGAAGAACACGGCGGAGAAGGACGCCAAGCCGAAUCACACGCUGGACGCGUACGACGUCAUCGACGCAAUCAAGGAGAAGCUGGAGCACAAGUGCCCCGCUACCGUCUCCUGCGCCGACAUCCUCGCCAUUGCUGCCAGAGACGCCGUCUCCUUGGCAACAAAGGCGGUGAGGCAAGGACGGUGGAGCAAGGACGGCAACUUGUACGAGGUGGAGACCGGCCGGCGAGACGGCCGCGUGUCGAGCGCCAAGGAGGCGGUGACCUACUUGCCCGACUCCUUCGAUGGAAUUCGCAGGCUCAUCACCAGGUUUGCUUCCAAGGGCCUCAGCCUCAAGGAUCUGGCUGUUCUGUCAGGCGCCCACGCGCUGGGCAACACGCACUGCCCAUCGAUAGCGAAGCGUCUGCGCAACUUCACGGCGCACCACAACACGGACCCGACCCUGGAUGCGACGUACGCCGCGGGGCUGCGGCGGCAGUGCAGGUCGGCCAAGGACAACACCACCCAGCUGGAGAUGGUGCCCGGCAGCUCGACCACCUUCGACGCCACCUACUACGGCCUCGUCGCCGAGCGGAAGGGCAUGUUCCACUCCGACGAGGCGCUGCUCCGGAACGACGUUACCAGGGGGCUCGUCUACGAGUACAUGAGAUCGGAGGAGAGCUUCCUCCGGGACUUUGGCGUGUCAAUGGUGAACAUGGGCAGGGUGGGCGUGCUCACCGGCAGCCAGGGGGAGAUCCGGAGGACAUGCGCCCUUGUCAACUAGCAAAAGCUGCUCCAUGCUGAUUUGGUGCCCUUCGCCGAUAUCUCUGUGUACCUGAUCACCUAGAGACUAAUAGGAGUGUCGUCUGGAUUAAUUAGGGAUUAUAUUAUGUCCAAGUCUGAAAUCUAUGUGAAACAAAUUAUUGCCGUUGAAACAUUUGCUAGAAUUGUAAGAAAAAAAAUACGCAAUGACGGGGCAUCAUUCUAUUUUAGUUUAAAAUUCUAUUUUAACAAUUAA